AUGUGGAUCGAGAAGUUGUUGCCUCCAGAAGAACAACUCAAAAGGGUUGCAGAGGUUGUGUUUUCACCUGCCGCUGCCGGUAGGAUGGAUGAAUUUGUCCAGGCUUUACUGCUGGUAUGCAGCCCUCUGCAGGUGCUAGCGGUGGAUGGUGUGAAUUUUGGCGUGCACGUGGAGAAUCAGACACGUGUUAGAGACGCCAUGAGUAGGAAGCAUCACAGAGUGUAUCAGCUUUAUAGUAGGACCAGCGGGAAACAUGUACAGAUACUGGGAAGGAAAAUUAGUGCAAGAGGAGAAGAUGGAGACAAAUUUGCCCAGCUUGUUGUGGAGGCUGACACCUUUGGGAGUCAGGUGAGAAUCCGUGGGAAAGAGACCAACUUCUAUUUGUGUAUGAAUCGAAGAGGCAAGCUUGUGGGGAAGAGAGCUAAAAAUGGCAAUGCAGACUGUGUUUUCAUAGAGAUAGUUCUAGAAAAUCAUUACACAGCAUGGAUGUCAGCUCGUUAUGUUGGAUGGUACAUUGGUUUCACCAAGAGGGGCCGUCCACGUCGAGGGCCACAAACUUUACCCAACCAGCGAGAUGUUCAUUUUAUGAAGCGUUUCCCCCCCGGAGAACAACCCACCCUUCCAGUCUGCCAGUUCACCACUAUUAGCAAGAGAGUGCAUGGAACUACAACCCCUUCUGAAUAA
Molecule: messenger RNA, 684 nt
Organism: Chanos chanos (milkfish)
Lineage: Eukaryota; Metazoa; Chordata; Actinopteri; Gonorynchiformes; Chanidae
Product: fibroblast growth factor 18-like
Exons: 5
Coding region: 1-684 (227 amino acids)
Molecular function (GO): growth factor activity
Source: RefSeq, a predicted model, not a curated record